UAAAAGGAAAUCACGUCUAAUACUACAUAUUUAUCAAACUUGGAAGUACAUCACACUAUAAAAAAUGUUAGUUGCUUGAUGUUAUUAAUCAUACAUUACCCACUUAAAGGCUUUACGCACAAUUUCCUCUUUGGAGCUAUCCUUUAUUCUCUUUCAUUCAUUUCAGGAACACCCUCUAUUUACUACUUACCACAAGUUUUAAAAGUUGCUCUUACUAAGCACUGGAGUCUGCAACAUUUUUGCUGUAUGGUAGAUCAGUUUUCUCUACUUAAAAAGUCUUAAACUCUUUGGUGGUUGCAUCGACUAUCGAGUUAUGGCAAUUCACAACGUACCAAUCCCAAGUCGACAGCUGUACAUCGACGGAGAAUGGAGAGAACCAGUCAAGAAGAAGAGGAUACCAAUAAUCAAUCCGGCUACUGAAGACAUCAUCGGUAUAUUACUAGAUGAUUAGCAUACUAUGUUCUUUCUUUGCUUGGGAUUUUCCGGCUGCUACUGCAGAAGAUGUGGAUAUAGCUGUGGAAGCAGCUCGAAGAGCUCUUGCUCGGGAUGAUUGGGGUUCCACAACAGGGGAACAACGCGCAAAAUAUCUCCGUGCUAUUGCUGCUAAGGUACUGGAAAGGAAGUCUGAACUUGCAAUACUUGAAUCACUUGAUUGUGGAAAGACAUUGUUCGAGUCUGCUGCAGAUCUGGAUGAUGUUGCAGCCUGUUUCGAGUACUAUGCAGACCUCGCUGAAGCUCUAGAUUUGAAAAGGAAGACUCCCGUUGAUCUUCAUUUGGAUUCAUUUAAGAGUUAUGUUCUUAGAGAACCUCUCGGUGUUGUGGGACUGAUAACUCCAUGGAAUUAUCCAUUGUUAAUGGCCACAUGGAAAGUUGCCCCGGCUCUGGCUGCAGGUUGUGCAGCAAUACUUAAGCCGUCUGAACUAGCAUCAAUUACAUGUUUGGAGUUGGGUGAGAUCUGUAGAGAAGUCGGUCUUCCUCCUGGUGCCCUUAACAUUCUAACAGGAUUGGGGCCUGAAGCUGGAGCUCCUUUGUCAUCUCAUCCUCACGUGGACAAGAUUUCAUUUACAGGAAGUGCCGCUACAGGGGCUAAGGUCAUGACUGCUGCAGCUCAACUUGUUAAACCAGUUACUCUUGAGCUUGGCGGAAAAAGUCCAAUAGUUGUGUUUGAUGAUAUCGAUAACCUUGACAUAGCUGUUGAGUGGACUCUUUUUGGUUGCUUUGCGAACGCUGGUCAAGUUUGCACUGCAACAUCACGUCUUAUAAUACAGGAAAGCAUUGCUUCUGCAUUUUUGGACCGGCUGAUUCUUUGGACAAAAAACAUCAAGAUCUCUGAUCCCUUGGAAGAAGACUGCAAGCUUGGUCCCAUCGUUAGUUCUGCCCAGUAUGAGAAAGUAAUGAAGUUCAUCUCAAAUGCCAAAAAUGAAGGUGCAACCAUUCUUUAUGGUGGCGAACGGCCUCAGCACUUGAAGAAAGGAUAUUAUGUUCAGCCAACAAUUAUUACUGAUGUUAAUACCUCCAUGGAAAUUUGGAAAGAGGAAGUAUUUGGACCUGUUCUUUGUGUCAGAACAUUCAAAACUGAACAAGAAGCCAUUGAACUAGCCAAUGACACCGAGUAUGGUUUGGCUUCUGCUAUUAUGUCAAAAGAUGCUGGAAGGUGUGAGAGGUUUACAAAGGCUUUCCAGACAGGGAUCAUAUGGAUUAACUGUUCACAGCCAUCUUUUUGUCAGCUUCCAUUUGGUGGUAAAAAGCGUAGUGGUUUUGGACGUGAUCUAGGGGAGAUGGGUCUUGAAAAGUACUUGAACAUUAAGCAGGUGACAGAGUAUACUUGCGAUGAUGCAUGGGCUUUUUACAAGUCACCUUCAAAGAACUAGUGAAAGGCUAGUCUAUUAUUGUUUCCUUUGCUCGUUAAUCAAUAAACAGUUGUAAUAAACCUUAAUCAAUGGUGAAAACUCAAAAAAUAUCUUCUGUCGAAGUAACAUUUCUAUUC
Molecule: messenger RNA, 1987 nt
Organism: Capsicum annuum
Lineage: Eukaryota; Viridiplantae; Streptophyta; Magnoliopsida; Solanales; Solanaceae
Product: aminoaldehyde dehydrogenase 2
Exons: 16
Coding region: 444-1871 (475 amino acids)
Molecular function (GO): oxidoreductase activity, acting on the aldehyde or oxo group of donors, NAD or NADP as acceptor
Source: RefSeq, a predicted model, not a curated record